CAGUAUCGUCAAUUAACAAACCGCAAUCAACAACAACAGGUCGUUUACUGAUUAAUUUAGUAGGAAAACAGAAAAGUGAAACUUCGUAGUAUUAUAAGAAAUAGUAUUCCUGUGACAAACUACUCUAAUCGAAAAAUAAACACAAAAACUAGUUUACUUAACGUUAUAACUACAUCCUAAACGAAAUGCCUCAUCUCGUGGACCAUUACAUCCCACUCCCUGCUGCGAUGGGGAGUCCCAAGCUCAAAACAGUGCCCAAGGCCAUCUACAACCACCUGCGAGGAUUCCCGGUCGUCAACGGCGAAAUCACCCAGCUCUCGGCCAAGGUACGCGACUUUGUGGAACAAUCGGCCGCCCUUUGUCAACCGGACAAGAUUCACAUCGUUGAUGGCAGCGCCGAUGAGAGCAGCACACUACUGAAGAUGCUUCACCGACAAGGAACGAUCCAACCUCUGCCAAAGUACGAGAACUGCUGGCUAGCACGCACCAACCCAGCGGACGUAGCUCGCGUGGAAUCGAAGACCUUCAUCUGCACCGAAAAACGCGAGGAAGCCAUCCCCACCCCCAAGGAAGGAGUCAAAGGAAGCCUCGGAAACUGGAUCUCCCCCGAUGAUUACAGCUCGGCCAUUCACGCACGUUUCCCAGGUUGCAUGAAAGGUCGCACCAUGUACGUCGUACCAUUCUCGAUGGGACCGAUCGCGUCACCACUGGCCAAGAUCGGUGUGGAGAUCACCGACUCAGCAUACGUCGUCAACUCGAUGCGCAUCAUGACCCGGAUGGGCGAAGAAGUUCUGGAGAAACUGUCGGACAAUUCGGACUUUGUGAAGUGCCUCCACUCGGUGGGAACCCCUGCAAACGGUAAGGUGUCCAUGCCGGCAUGGCCUUGCGACCCCGAACGAACGAUCAUCCUGCACAAACCGGCCAACAACGAGAUCGUAUCCUACGGAUCCGGUUACGGUGGUAACUCCCUGCUAGGCAAGAAGUGCCUAGCUCUCCGUAUCGGUAGCACCAUUGCUCGUCGCGAGGGAUGGCUCGCCGAACAUAUGCUCAUCCUCGGCAUAACGAACCCCAACGGAGAUAAGAAAUACAUUGCCGCCGCCUUCCCGUCUGCUUGUGGCAAAACUAAUCUCGCCAUGAUGAACCCCACGCUGCCAGGUUACAAGGUCGAGUGUGUUGGCGAUGACAUCGCCUGGAUGAAGUUCGACUCGAAAGGUCAACUGAGGGCCAUCAACCCAGAAAACGGAUUUUUCGGCGUAGCUCCCGGAACUUCGUCCGCUACCAACCCGAAUGCCAUGAACACCAUCUACAAAAACACCCUGUUCACCAACGUUGCUUCCACUUCGGACGGAGGUGUCUUCUGGGAAGGAAUGGAAGAAGAAAUUGCCCCGGGUGUUCAGAUCACCGACUGGCUCGGUCAACCGUGGAAGAAAGGUGAAUCCAAAACUCCAGCUGCACACCCGAACUCCCGCUUCUGUGCCCCGGCCAAUCAAUGCCCCAUCAUUGAUCCCGCCUGGGAAGAUAACGAAGGUGUCCCAAUCUCCGCCAUUCUCUUCGGAGGUCGACGACCCGCCGGUGUCCCACUGGUCUACGAAGCCAACUCGUGGUCCCAUGGAGUCUUCCUUGGCUCAGCGAUGCGCAGUGAGGCUACCGCCGCCGCGGAACACAAGGGCAAAGUGAUCAUGAACGAUCCCUUCGCGAUGCGACCAUUCUUCGGCUACAACUUCGGAGACUACCUCAAGCACUGGCUCAGCAUGGAGGGUCGUGCCUCAGCCGCUGGCGGCGAAAUGCCCAAGAUCUUCCACGUCAACUGGUUCCGCAAGGACGACCAGGGCAAAUUCCUCUGGCCCGGAUUCGGCGAAAACAGCCGAGUGCUGGACUGGGUCCUGCGACGAAUCGACGGCGAGGAAUGCUACCAACAGACCCCCAUUGGCCGAAUUCCAACGCCUGGUGCCAUAAACAUGGAAGGUCUCGGCCAGCGGGUCGACGAAAAGCAGCUGUUCUCCAUUCCGAAGAAGUUCUGGCAGAACGAGGUCGAAGAAAUCAAACAGUACUACGACAACCAACUGCCUCACGAUCUGCCCGCAGAGAUCGGCAAAGAAUGGCAAGAACUGAAGAGCCGUGUGGAAGACAUGUAAUGACUGCAUAGAUUGUACAAACCAAAACUAGAUGUUAAGCCCGAUAAUUUAUGACGCGAAAUAGCCUAAUUGUUCUUUUAAGUAUUAACGUGUACACAAGUAGUGUAAAUAAAAUAAGAUCUGCUGUAUAUUUGAAAAUGAAAA
Messenger RNA from Aedes albopictus (Asian tiger mosquito), 2279 nucleotides. RefSeq names its product phosphoenolpyruvate carboxykinase [GTP]. The record is from RefSeq and is a predicted model, not a curated record. Gene Ontology annotation, biological process: gluconeogenesis; response to starvation; cellular response to glucose stimulus. The coding region runs from base 186 to 2135 and encodes 649 amino acids. Gene Ontology annotation, molecular function: phosphoenolpyruvate carboxykinase (GTP) activity; GTP binding; manganese ion binding. Lineage: Eukaryota; Metazoa; Arthropoda; Insecta; Diptera; Culicidae. Gene Ontology annotation, cellular component: cytosol. The transcript has 3 exons.